AUGGCCGCGGUCAUGACACAGACUGAAUGCGCUCAAGCCAUAAGAUCGCCAGGGUCUUUGCUGAAACUGGGCUCCCCAGGAGAUGGAACCGGGCCGACAGAGCCACAAAUACAACCAGAUGGUGUUGCACCGGUCUUUGAGAUGUCUCCAGAUACUGCAAUGCAGCUGCUUUGCAACAACCUUGAAAACCUGCAAACCCACUUCGCGGCGAUGUCCACAGAACCCAAUUCGCUUAGCUCCACUCCGGCGGAAAACGAGACUCCAGCCGAGGGAGAUUCCCUCCUGCAGGCGGUGGGCCUACAUUGUGGGGAUCCCGAACACGCGGCUGACAGGACCCGUGAAGAGGCUUUCCAACUGGCGAUGCUAUCCAGGAAGUUUCUUUCGAAAAAGGUGCCUCCGAUCCCCAUCAGGGAUUACUUGGUUCGCCUUCACCAAUACUGCCCUAUGUCUACAGCGGUAUUUCUGGCUACGAGCGUGUAUAUAACGAAGAUGGCUCUGGUGGAGAAAGUUCUUCGGGUGACGCCGAAGAACAUGCAUCGUCUCGUUCUCGCCGGCCUCCUGGUGGCGACCAAGGCGCUUGAAGAUCUCAGCUUUCCCCAUAGUCGAGUUGCCAAAGUUGGCGGGGUUACUGAGCAAGAGCUGUCCAAGCUAGAGAUUAGCUUUUGCUUUCUGGCCAAUUUUGAGCUGCGCGUAGAUGCGCAGAUGUUGAUGGAUGAAAUCCAGCUGCGGUGCAACCGGGACUCGUCCAAUGACGACACAGGUGCUUCAUGA
This is a messenger RNA of Penicillium longicatenatum, 771 nucleotides long. RefSeq names its product putative cyclin-dependent protein kinase complex component. Gene Ontology annotation, biological process: regulation of cyclin-dependent protein serine/threonine kinase activity. NCBI's taxonomy places the organism in Eukaryota, Fungi, Ascomycota, Eurotiomycetes, Eurotiales, Aspergillaceae. Gene Ontology annotation, cellular component: nucleus; cyclin-dependent protein kinase holoenzyme complex. Gene Ontology annotation, molecular function: protein kinase binding; cyclin-dependent protein serine/threonine kinase regulator activity. Bases 1 to 771 code for a protein of 256 amino acids. The record is from RefSeq and is a predicted model, not a curated record. The transcript has a single exon.